This is a messenger RNA of Camarhynchus parvulus, 1417 nucleotides long. It is a transcript of the gene KCNK13, whose product is annotated as potassium two pore domain channel subfamily K member 13. Gene Ontology annotation, molecular function: potassium ion leak channel activity. The record is from RefSeq and is a predicted model, not a curated record. Gene Ontology annotation, biological process: stabilization of membrane potential; potassium ion transmembrane transport. NCBI's taxonomy places the organism in Eukaryota, Metazoa, Chordata, Aves, Passeriformes, Thraupidae. The transcript is spliced from 2 exons. Gene Ontology annotation, cellular component: membrane. Bases 1 to 1233 code for a protein of 410 amino acids.
AUGGCGUGUCGCGGCGCCUGCUGCUGCUCCAGCGCGGGUCGCCUCAACGCGGACAACGCGCGGUUCCUCCUGCUGGCGGUGCUGAUCGUGCUGUACAUGCUGUGCGGCGCCGCUGUCUUCUCAGCCAUCGAGCUGCCCACGGAGCGGGAGGCUAAGGAGCGCUGGGAGGAACGCCUGGAGAACUUCACCCGGCGCCACAACCUCAGCCGUGCCGAUCUCCAGCACUUCCUCCGGGAAUACGAGGAGGCAAGCGUGGCCGGCAUCCGCGUCGAUGACAUCCGGCCCCGAUGGGAUUUCACCGGCGCUUUCUACUUCGUGGGCACCGUCGUUUCUACUAUCGGGUUUGGUAUGACCACCCCAGCCACCAUUGGAGGCAAAAUUUUUCUGAUCUUUUACGGCCUUAUAGGAUGUGCAGGGACCAUUUUGUUCUUUAACCUGUUCCUGGAGCGCUUGAUCACUGUCAUAGCCUACAUCAUGAAGUCCUGCCACGAGAGACAGCUGAGGAGGAAAGGGGUUCUCCCUCACAACGGCCGCCGGGGCUCGGGGAGCUCCGAGGUGGACAGCCUGGCGGGCUGGAAGCCCUCUGUGUACUAUGUAAUGCUGAUUUUAUGUGUAGCAUCCCUCAUCAUUUCCUGCUGUGCCUCUGCAAUGUACACACCGAUUGAAGGGUGGAGUUAUUUUGACUCACUUUACUUCUGCUUUGUGGCCUUCAGCACCAUUGGUUUUGGUGAUCUGGUCAGUAGCCAGAACGUCAGGUAUGAGAGCCAGGGUCUUUACCGCUUUGGCAACUUUGUCUUCAUACUCAUGGGGGUGUGCUGCAUCUAUUCCUUAUUUAAUGUGAUCUCUAUUGUCAUCAAGCAGUCCAUAAACUGGAUAUUAAAAAAAUUGGCCUGCAAGUGCUGCCACAGGUGCCAAAGAAGAUUAUUUCGUUCACGGAGGAAUGUGGUGAUGCCAGGAAAUGUGCGCAGCCGGAGGAACAUCUCCAUCGAGACUGACGGCGUCAAUGAGAGCGACACGGACGGACGCCGUCUGUCAGGGGAGAUGAUCUCCAUGAAAGACUUCCUGGCCUCCAAUAAAGUCUCACUGGCCAUCAUGCAGAAACAGCUGUCAGAAACUGCUAAUGGGUAUCCAAGGCAAAUGAGCUCUAACUCGAAGCAAAAUGGAUUCUCUAGUGGGGUUGGAGCCCUGGCAAUUAUGAAUAACAGACUGGCAGAGACAAGUGUGGAUAGGUAAAAUAAGGACAGUAAUAGCAGUGAAAGAGUGUGAAUCAUUUCAACAGGUAUUGAAACAACGUGAAUCAAAUGAAAUAGCUAGGGAGAGAGCACCACCUGAGAGUGGGAUCAUGUGGAGGGCAUGCCUCCUGAUGGAAGACCUCUUGACUUUUUGGGGGGCUGUCACUUAAUGUUUUUGCAUUGUA